Messenger RNA from Scomber japonicus (chub mackerel), 808 nucleotides. Its product is annotated as ras-responsive element-binding protein 1-like. The transcript is spliced from 6 exons. Gene Ontology annotation, biological process: regulation of transcription by RNA polymerase II. The annotation marks the transcript as partial. NCBI's taxonomy places the organism in Eukaryota, Metazoa, Chordata, Actinopteri, Scombriformes, Scombridae. Gene Ontology annotation, cellular component: nucleus. Gene Ontology annotation, molecular function: RNA polymerase II cis-regulatory region sequence-specific DNA binding; DNA-binding transcription activator activity, RNA polymerase II-specific. The record is from RefSeq and is a predicted model, not a curated record.
AGAGGUUGCAGACACACACACAACAAACCCCGCCCCCUCCCGCCCGCCCCGCCCCCGAGACACGAGUGAGCGAACGUUGCUUUACGAAAAGGACGGCAGUGAUGGAAAACUCCACAGAGGAGCAGCGAGAAGGCGGAGGAGCCAACGCUGAGAUACACGAGGAGGAGGCGGAGCGCACGGAGGAGAAAACACACAAUAACCUCAAAGGAGCGAUUAACGGAGUGAUGGAGGGAGCGUCGGAAGCUGCGAGCGGAGGAGAGAAACUAAAGAACGGAGACCGAGGAGGAGGAGGAGGAGGAGGAGGAGGAGGCGGCGGCAUCAUCGGCGAGGGAGCAGGUGACCUGUCCUCCAUCAACGCCAUGAUGUCAGCGGUGAUGUCAGCAGCAGGGACCAUCAAUGGCAGCGGAGGAGGAGGAGGAGGAGGAGGAGCAGAAGGAGGAAGUGGAGUCACAUCCGGCCAAUCCUCUGCAGGCCCCUCACCCAGCCCCUCCCCCAGCAAAACGCUCACGUCGGCCAUGAGAGCUCCGCCCAGCCGCAACGCCCGACGCACACAGGACACCAAAGACGACGGUUUGACUCACGUGUGUCCGCUAUGUGACAAGAGCUGCGGGUCCCAACACCAGCUGACCAUGCACAUCAGACAGCACAACGCCGACACCGGAGCGACGGAUCACUCGUGCAGCAUCUGUGGGAAAUGCCUGAGCUCGGCCUCGUCGCUCGACAGACACAUGCUGGUGCACAGCGGGGAGAGACCCUACAAGUGUAACGUCUGCGGACAGACCUUCACCACCAACGGCAACAUGCACAG